AUGGAUCGAUGGUGUCGCGGUGGCGUGUCCGUCAGUCAUAGAUCACGCCGAGGCAUCCUCACUCUAACCCUUCCUGCCCUAUUCAUCGCGGAGUCUAGGCCUCAAUCCCUCCUAAUAGUUCUUCAGCACGCUCACCUAAUUCUUUGGACCUGUUUGUUCGUAUCUGUAAAUGCAAACCUUGUCCCUUCUCUCCUUUUAGUAUCCAACAUGGAUGCUGUCUAUUCUAUUCCUUGA
Messenger RNA from Nezara viridula (southern green stink bug), 234 nucleotides. Lineage: Eukaryota; Metazoa; Arthropoda; Insecta; Hemiptera; Pentatomidae. The record is from the annotation of a GenBank genome assembly.